CUAAGCCCAAAGCCACACACCCACACACGAACUAUUUCACACCACUUCACCGCCGACAAAAACAGAGAAACAAAGUCCACAUCUCCAUUAUGUGCAGCUCCGAUCAUUUCGCCAGUAAUAAUGACUUGUACCUUCAGCCCAAUCAUCAGAGGGGGGCUGGGAUCAUGGAGGCCUGCGAUCUUGACAGAAGUGGGCACGGGCAGAGCCGGCAUGGCCAGGAGGCGGAGGAGCACCGGUCGGACCCGAGCGCGGCGCUCACCACGUACCUGACCUUCCUGGAGCACAAGAUCGGGCACCUCCGCGGGAUCCUCUGCUCCACGCCGCGCCACCCGCAGCAGCAGCGUGCCAUCGUCUCCGCCGAGCUCCGCUGCAUAAUCGUGCAGCUCGUCUCCAUCGCCAACUACCUCGACUCCGACUCCGGCGCCGGCGCGGCGGACGCGUCCCCGUUCGAGCCCAGCGAGGAGAGGUCGCCGUCGCUGUCGAACGGCACCCACGACGACUCCGGCGACGGCCACGCCGAGGCCGCCGGCGAGGAGGAGAUUGAAGGGGAGGGGCCGUACGAGGUGGUGCAGAUCGAGAAGGAGGAGAUCCUGGCGCCGCACGCGCACUGCUGCAAGGUGUGCGGCAAGGGGUUCAAGCGCGACGCCAACCUGCGCAUGCACAUGCGCGGCCACGGCGACCAGUACAAGGCGCCCGGCGCGCUCGCCAGGCCCGGCUCGCCGGCGCCGGGGGCGGGGACGGGGAGGCGCUUCUUCUACUCGUGCCCCUACGCCGGGUGCAAGCGCAACAGGGAGCACAGGGACUUCCAGCCGCUCAAGACGCCCGUCUGUGUCAAGAACCACUACCGCCGGAGCCACUGCGACAAGAGCCACGUCUGCCGCCGCUGCGGCGUCAAGCGCUUCUCGGUCCUCGCCGACCUCCGCACCCACGAGAAGCACUGCGGCCGCGACCGCUGGGUCUGCUCCUGCGGCGUCUCCUUCUCCAGGAAAGACAAGCUCUUCGCCCACGUCGCCAUCUUCGACGGCGGCCACACGCCCGCUCUGCCGCCCAGCGACGACGAAGCCAUCGGCCAUUGCACUGCCGCCACUGCCAUUGACAGCAUCCUCGUGCCCAGCUCCGGUCAGCCGCUGCCGGUCAGCGGUGGCGAAGCGGUGAACGUGGUGGACCAGAGCUUCUCCGGUCAAAUGCUCGAUGGUCUCAGCUUCUCCGGCGCCAAAGGGGGCAUGGAUGACGGCCGAGCAAAGCUCUCCUCCCCGAUCGGCAUUGACUUCUGUGACUUCGAUGGAUUCGACCUGUUGGGAGCAGUUGCAAUGGACUUCAAUUUCUGAUAUCAGAGGAUAGAUUAAUCUAGAAACUCUCUCAACCUGAUGAUGAGUAACUAGAAAAUUUUAUGUUGAACCAAAUUGGUUGGCACUAGCCUGCACAGCAAUUAGGAAACAGUGGGUUCUAAAAGAAAGGAAAUAGUGGACUGAUUAAUCUACUCCUGCAAUUUAAUAGCAUUGAUUUUUUUAUUAAUCUGAAGGGAAUUGAGAUGCUAAAGUGACAGAUAACGAUCCAAUUGUACAUAAUGAUCCAACUGAACUUAAUGAAAGCAUCAUUAGGCUGGAAUGGCAACUUUUGCCAAGUUACUUGGCUGGAGAACUUUGGGACUUGCUUCAGUUGCAGGCAUUAUUCAGUAGUUCAGAGGUCAGACUUCCAUGUUCAUCAUAUAUGAUAAUCACAAUCAUCAAUAAGCGUAUACAGUGACUAGAGUUAUGCAA
This is a messenger RNA of Aegilops tauschii subsp. strangulata, 1760 nucleotides long. Its product is annotated as zinc finger protein STOP1 homolog. Lineage: Eukaryota; Viridiplantae; Streptophyta; Magnoliopsida; Poales; Poaceae. Gene Ontology annotation, biological process: response to acidic pH; response to aluminum ion. The record is from RefSeq and is a predicted model, not a curated record.